Pieris rapae (cabbage white) is the source of this 993-nucleotide messenger RNA. RefSeq names its product myosin light chain 1, skeletal muscle isoform. NCBI's taxonomy places the organism in Eukaryota, Metazoa, Arthropoda, Insecta, Lepidoptera, Pieridae. The coding region runs from base 87 to 836 and encodes 249 amino acids. The transcript has 3 exons. The record is from RefSeq and is a predicted model, not a curated record. Gene Ontology annotation, cellular component: myosin II complex.
CAUAUCCGUUAUUUAAAUAAAUAAAAUUCAAUAAUAUGUGACAGAUUGGUUUAAAAUUAUUUGUGUAGUACAUACAUUUUUUUUUAAUGCCUAAAAAAGGUAAGGGGAAGGAACCCGCCCCUGCCAAAGCCGCCGCUCCCGGCCCUCCACCCAAGCCUAAAAAGAUUCCUCCACCACCGGCAUGCUUUGGUCCCGAAGACUUAGCGAAAUUCAAAGAAUUAUUUAAAGCGUGUGACGAAGAAAAUAUAGAUAAGGUAAAAAUAGAACAAAUACCAUUCAUGUUACGAAAGCUAGGAUUCAAUCCAAAAAGCCACGAAAUAAAAGAACUCUUCAAAUUAUUUUUGGAAGAUGAUUUAGUUGAUACAGUGGAAUAUCAUGAAUUCCUAUUUAUGAUUGAGGCUAAAAUGAACUGGGGCGAUGAUUUCGAGUUGGCAGUGACGAAAGCAAUGGCGGCGCUUGCACAUGAUGAUGAGCAGGAGAUAGGUAUUGCUGAUUUUGAAACGUUAAGAGAAGAGCUAACAGUCUGGGGUGAGCCUUUAACAGAAAUUGAAUUUGUUGACUGGAUCAAACUAUCAGUGAAAGACAAAACAUACAACAUGGAAGAUGGAACGCUUAAUUACGUUAAGUUUAUAGAGAAUAUGAACGCAAAGGAUGUAAAGUAUAUUAAGGAGCCAAUAAACUUCUACAAGCUGGACCAGAAGACUUUAGCUGCGAUGGCGAUAAAGAAAGCCCAAGAAGAGAAGGAAGAACAGGAAAAGAAAGAUGCUCUCAACAAGGCCAGGGAAGAGGCGAAGAGACAGAAGAUGAUUGCUGAUGGUUUAAUUCCUCCAGAUUAGAUACACGACGGUAACAUUGGUGAUCAAAGUAGACAUUGUAAUGUAAAAAUGUUUCUUUCAAAAUAAUUUUAUGAAAAUUACUCGAGAUAGUAAAUAUGCCACAAAAUUGUAGCGGGUUUCUUGUUUAUUGCUGCUUUUUCAAUACGGUCCAGUAGCU